AUGGAUAUAUGGGAAGACCCAGAACAACAGAUGGCGGCGAAUACAGUUUUAGCUCAAGUACGCAAUACGUAUGCAAUCAACAUACUUCGACGAGUCAAAUCAAAACUAGAAGGAAAAGAUUUUGAUCAUGUCACAAAAAUGAGCGUCGAAGAACAGGUGGAUAAGAUCAUUAAACAAGCCACUGAUAUAGAUAAUUUGUGUGUCAUGUACGAGGGAUGGACACCAUGGAUAUAA
Ambispora leptoticha is the source of this 234-nucleotide messenger RNA. The record is from the annotation of a GenBank genome assembly. Lineage: Eukaryota; Fungi; Glomeromycota; Glomeromycetes; Archaeosporales; Ambisporaceae.